Molecule: messenger RNA, 942 nt
Organism: Miscanthus lutarioriparius
Lineage: Eukaryota; Viridiplantae; Streptophyta; Magnoliopsida; Poales; Poaceae
Source: the annotation of a GenBank genome assembly
AUGUCGACGGUUGUCAUGAGAGUGGAUCUUGAGUGUGAGAAGUGCUACAAGAAGAUCAGGAAGGUCCUCUGCAAGGUCCAAGACAAAGUGAGCAUCAGGACCAUCUCCUACGACGAGAAGAACAGCACGGUGACGGUGUCCGGGCCCUUCGACGGCGAGGAGGUCGCCGACAGGCUCACCUCCGACGCCGGCAAGGUCAUCACCGACAUACACGUCAUCGGGGGCUUCGGCGGCUUCGGCUUGGGUGGAGGCGGAGGCGGAGGCGGAGGCGGAGGGAAACAGAAGCACGGCGCCGCCGCCGCCCCAGGCAAGGCGCCCAAGCCAGGGAAGGCCAACGGCAACGGGCACGGCCAGGGCCAGGGACAUGGCAAUGGCGGGCACGGCGGCGGCGGAGGCCAUGGCGGGCUCGGUGGUGGCGGCGGCGGCAAGACGGAGAAGAAGCACGUCAAGUUCGACGACAUGGACAUGGACAUGGACGACGACGACUUCGACCUGGACGACAUGGACGAGCCGGCCGGGCGCCACGCGCACAGCGGGCACGGGCACGGGAACGGUGGCGGCAAGCCGAAGAUCAUCAGGACCAACACCCCCAUCGCGGCGCGGCUGGAGGCGCCCCGCACCGGCCCGGCGAUGUCGAUGGCCGCGGCGGCGCCCGUGAGGAUGCCGAUGCCGGCGAUGGGGCCAAUGCCACAGCAGCAGGUUCAGCACGCGCAGGGCAUGGGCGUGCCGUCCAUCUGGCCAGCCGCCCCCGAGUUGGGGUACAGCACGCAGCCGUACGGCAGCUACAGCGGCCCGCCUGCCGGAGGGUACUACGGCGGCGGCGGGCCCGCCGCGGCAUACGGCCCCGCCGGGCACUGGCCGUACGGCGGCUACGGCCGGAACCCGUACGCGCAGCAGCAGUACUACGAGGAAGAGCCCAGCGCUGGGUGCAGCGUUAUGUGA